This is a messenger RNA of Knipowitschia caucasica, 1008 nucleotides long. NCBI's taxonomy places the organism in Eukaryota, Metazoa, Chordata, Actinopteri, Gobiiformes, Gobiidae. The record is from the annotation of a GenBank genome assembly.
AUGCAAGAGUCUAAGUGCUUCAGUGAUGGAGACGGGGUAGAGUGGUUUAGUCAGAGCAAAUGCACUGAUGAGAAGAUGACAAAAAGGGAUGCUAAGGUUCUCCUAAGGAUAUCCAAGGAAGUGAAAAUCAAGCCCAGACUGAAAAUAAGAAGGAAGAGCGUUUCCUUUGCUGAUGAUGUCAUAGUGUAUCUAUAUGAUAAGGACAGUCCCACGGUUAGGAUGGACCCAGACAGCAGCUCCUCUUCAAAUCCUCUCACAGAAGUCCUGCAUGAUGACAAUAGCCUGGAGUGGGAGGAUGACUUUUUAGCUUUGGAGAAAAACUGUCAUCCUCAGACUCAUCUGGAGCCUUUCACCUUCAGGUCUGCCAACGCAACCAUUCCCAAGCGCCAGAGUCUGGUCCUGUCUCAAAACUACCAGCGGAGGGACCUCAACUCUGAUUUAAAGGUUUUUGGACUUUUCAAAGGGACCACGAUGAAGUCCAGAGCAAAAGCUGGAAAGUUGACCUCAGAGCCCUGGUCUGACCCAGAGCCAGAGCUGGAGGCAGACACUGAGGCAGCAUCCAGUGAACCGGAGGGCUCAGAAGACUCCUGGAGAGGCUCCUUGAGAAGUGGUGGCCCCAAACGAGGAGGCCGGAGGAGGAAGAGAUCACACGGCACCAGCUCAAAGGAACGCAGCGUCCGACGUCUAGAAAGCAACGAGAGGGAACGACAGCGUAUGCACAAACUCAACAACGCGUUCCAAGCCCUGAGAGAAGCCAUCCCACACGUGAAGACGGACAAGAAGCUGUCCAAAAUCGAGACCCUCACACUGGCUAAGAACUACAUCAAAGCCCUGACCACAAUCAUUCUGGACAUGUCAGGAGCCUGCUCCCCCAACAGUGCCGAGCAGGCAGACAGCAACGCGGCCAAACUGCUGCAGUGUUAUCAGCAGCACCUGGAGGAAGAGGGAGAGGAAGAUCUCACACAGUACCUCACUCAAAUACACCGCAGCCUCAGCCAGGACAGCUAA